AUGGCUGCUAAAUUCACUGAUGAACCACAACAUGUUCUUCGAUUCUCUGAUUUUACUUUGCAACCAAGCCGAAUGCUUCCACCUAUCCUGGGCUAUGAGAAAGAGCCUCUUGUUUCUCUGGAAGAAGCUACUGACCCUCUCAUUUUAAUUGUUCCUGAAAUUGAACGCAUGGUCUGGACAGUAAAACAAAGGAAUUUCGAUGGAGAACAUGGUUUAACUGAUGAUGAAGCAGCUGCGAUCACACUUUACACAAUGGAAUGGGAACCAACAGAUAACUCGUUUUAUGUUAUUCUUAACAAGACUUUGGAAGCAGCUAACCGAAAGUUAUUGAAGCCGUGGUUUCUUUAUCUUCGCCUUAUUAUGACAUCGUUAGCCAAACUUCCAUCGGAUUCUAAUCGUCUUACGGUGUAUCGUGGGGUCAAACUUGAUUUAAGUGCACAAUAUCCGAAAGGAAAUACAGUCACUUGGUGGGGCUUUUCAUCUUGCACAGCAUCUGUCGAUGUUUUAAGCAAUGAGCAAUUUCUAGGUCAAAGUGGAACAAGAACAUUAUUUAACAUUGACUGUUCUUCUGCCAAAACUAUUAAAGAAUAUUCACUUUUUCCCGAAGAAGAAGAAGUGCUACUUCCUGCAGCUCGCCAAUUUCAAGUGAUAGCUUCCCUAAAUUCCGGUAAUGGCCUUCAUAUUAUACAACUCAAAGAAAUCCAACCCAAAUUUCCACUCAUCAAUCCUGUACCACAACCUACGUUACAUCCAGUAAUACCGCUUAUACCUCAAACAAUACCACUUCCAGAUUCACCAAUACCGCCUAUGACUAUACCAACACCACUUCCAGGUCCACCUAUACCGCCUAGGCCUAAAUCAACACCACUUCUAGAUCCACCAAACCCGCUUCAGCUACCUAAAUGUAAUAAUCCCAAAUUACAGAAGUAUAUUGACGCAAUGUAUCUCGAUCAAGUAAUUAUUACAUUUAAAUACAAUUUCUCACCAAUCUUGCCACUCUAA
Molecule: messenger RNA, 1002 nt
Organism: Adineta steineri
Lineage: Eukaryota; Metazoa; Rotifera; Eurotatoria; Adinetida; Adinetidae
Source: the annotation of a GenBank genome assembly